Molecule: messenger RNA, 3021 nt
Organism: Arabidopsis lyrata subsp. lyrata
Lineage: Eukaryota; Viridiplantae; Streptophyta; Magnoliopsida; Brassicales; Brassicaceae
Product: protein PAT1 homolog 1
Exons: 5
Coding region: 290-2602 (770 amino acids)
Biological process (GO): P-body assembly; deadenylation-dependent decapping of nuclear-transcribed mRNA
Cellular component (GO): P-body
Molecular function (GO): RNA binding
Source: RefSeq, a predicted model, not a curated record
UUUCUUAAAACAACAAAAUUUGUUUGAUUUUCUUUUAUUGUAUUUUUAAAUUUUGUACAAUUAUCAUUGUUGCCUCAAUCACAAAAUUCUCCAAUCUCUCGCUAUCUUCUCAUCUAGGGCUGCUCUUCUUCUUCGUCGUCCGUAGAGCUUUGAAUUCUUCUAGGCUUUGGUUUUCUCCGGGCAACUCUUGAUUUUGUCUGAUCUGGAUUAUGAAUUCGAGCUGAGUUAGAGAGAGAUUACGAACGGUCUUGGUCGUGGGAGUAGUGUUAUACAAGGUUCUUCAGCAUCCAUGGAUCUUAAGCAGAUUGGAAAUCAUUCUACAGGUGUCUUUGAUGCAUCUCAGUAUGACUUUUUUGGGAGCCAUGUUGUUGAGGAGGUCGAGUUUGGUGGAUUGGAAGAUGAAGACGAAGAAGAAUUACCUGUCGCUGGAAUAGAAGAAGACUUUGCCUUUGAUAAGGACGAGGUUCAUGUUUCUAGAACUCUGUCCGACGCUGAUGAUCUUGCUAGUACAUUUUCAAAGUUGAAUAGGGAUCCUGAAGGAUAUAGGAGCACGGUACCUAUAGCUGGUAUUGGAUCAAGACAGUAUUAUGUUGGUGAUGGGUGGAACCAUGGAGAGGAGUUGCCAAAUUGGUAUGGCCAGCAGAAACUAGACUCUGAGGCGAUUCAAGAUGACAAAAGGAGGCCGUCACAGCCUUUUCCAACUCUGAAUCUUGUUGAGCAAAGAAACCUGCACAGAGCAACAUCAUAUCCUGAACCACAGCAUCAACAGCGCCCAAACCCGCAUCAGCAACAAUUUUCCAGUGAACCGAUUCUUGUACCAGAUCAGCAUUUAGGACAACCAAAUACACAAUUUCAUUCUGAUGGGUCUCAUACCAGAUCGCCAAAUCUCUCUCCAUUUCCAAGUUCUCAUCCUCAGUUGGUUGGCAUGCAUGGGUCACCGCAAAUCACUGGAAACUUGCCACAGUUUCGACCUUCUCUUCCUGUGAACAAUCGACCCCCAGCUCAAUGGAUGAAUGGCCAAAAUAUGUUUCCUGGGGAUAGUUCUGGGAUCAUGAACAACAUGUUACCACAACAGCAGUUACCUCAUCAAAACGGUCUAAUGCCUCAACAGCAGCGGAUGCCUCAGAUGCAGGGUCCUCAAAAUAGGUUAGUACAUCCGAUGCAGCCCCACGGGCAUUUGUCAGGAAUGCAGCCUCAACUAUUUAAUUCCAACCUUUCUCGGUCAGCGUCCUCGGGCAGUUAUGAUGCAAUGCUUGGGUUUGGUGAUCUGAGGGAAGCAAGACCAGGAUCGAGUCAGGGGAACAGACUAAACAUGCGCUUUCUUCAACACGGUUUUGAUGGUGGACUUCAGAGGAGAAAUAAUGCAUGGCCUCCUUUCCGGUCGAAAUAUAUGACAGCUGUUGAAAUAGAGAACAUCCUAAGAAUGCAACUGGUGGCUACCCAUAGCAAUGAUCCUUAUGUAGAUGAUUAUUACCACCAAGCACGUCUUGCUAAGAAAUCUGCUGGUGCAAAACUGAAGCAUCAUUUCUGUCCAAAUCAUUUGAGAGACCUUCCAUCUCGUGCUCGUCCUAACAACGAGCCCCACGCAUUUCUUCAGGUUGAUGCUCUUGGUAGAGUUCCUUUCUCUUCGAUCCGCAGGCCUCGGCCUCUGCUUGAAAUGGAUCCUCCAAAUUCAACAAAAUCUGGUAAUCUAGAGCAGAAAGAUACAGACAAGCCCCUUGAACAAGAGCCAAUGCUUGCAGCUAGGGUGAUUAUUGAGGAAGGUCUCUACCUCUUCCUUGAGGUAGAUGAUAUUGACCGGUUCUUAGAGUUCAAUCAACUCCAAGAUGGUGGAAACCAGUUGAGGCAAAAGCGGCAAGCUCUGUUGGAUGGGCUUGCAGUGUCACUACAGCUUGUUGACCCACUUGGUAAGAACGGGCAAAACAGUGGGCUUGCAUUUCAGGAUGUUGUCUUUCUAAGAAUUACGUCCCUUCGAAAGGGCCGGAAGCUACUUACAAGGUACCUCCAGCUUCUUUUCCCUGGCAGCGAUCCAAUGCGAAUUGUUUGCAUGGCUAUUUUUAGACACUUAAGAUCUUUGUUUGGAGUGCGAUCAUCAGAUACUGAAACCACAAAAACCACAAUCAAACUUGCAAAAGUUGUCGCUUUAUGCAUUCAGACCAUGGAUCUUGGACCCGUAAGCCUGUGUCUAGCAGCAGUUUCUUGUUCUUCUGAGCAGCCACCGCUUCGUCCUUUGGGUAGUCCUGUCGGAGACGAAGCUACCAUUAUACUCAAAUCUGCACUCGAUAGAGCUACCGAGCUUCUCCGUGCUAAUAAUUACAACAACGCAGGCAUGAAUCUGUGGCGUGCGUCCUUUGAUGAGUUCUUCAACUUACUGAUGAAACACUGCAUAAGCAAGUACGACAGUAUAAUGCAGAACCUGAAUUCGCAAUUGCCACCACACUUUGCCACAGAGAUGUCUGAAGCUGCUGCACAAGCCAUUGUCAGGGAAAUGCCUAUCGAGCUUCUACGAGCGAGUUUCCCGCACAUAAGCGAUGAGCAAAAGAGAAUACUUGUGGAAUUCUUGAAGCUUGGUAGCCAGAAAACCGAAUCAGUCAUAGCUUGAUGACAUUAGAUAAAAACUUAAGUCCCAAAUGGAGCAGAAGAAGUUAGCAACUGAGAGAUUAGCCUCCAACUUUUUUGUCCACUGAUGUUUUUCUUUUGAGGGUGGUUCUUUUCUAUCUUCUUUUUUGUUUUUUUUUUUGGUUUUGGUUUUGACGACAUGAAUGAUUAAACGAAGGAGGAGACGAUGGAGUUGGAGUGUACAGAGAAGGUCUAAAGCUUGUUUCACCUAUAAUAUAGGCAAUGAAGAUGACAGUUAUUAUACUCUGUGACAGUUAUUAUCACAACGGUCUCGAUUUUUUACUCGGAACCAAAAUCUUUUUCACUUGUAUUUUGAGUAAUUCUCUUUUGUCUCUGCAUCGUGGGUUUCUUAUACUCAUAUUGGGGAAGUAAAUGAUUGGCUGUGAGUUCUCUUGUUGUCUU